This is a messenger RNA of Saxophila tyrrhenica, 636 nucleotides long. RefSeq names its product phosphatidylinositol transfer protein csr1. The transcript is spliced from 5 exons. NCBI's taxonomy places the organism in Eukaryota, Fungi, Ascomycota, Dothideomycetes, Mycosphaerellales, Extremaceae. Gene Ontology annotation, molecular function: peptidyl-prolyl cis-trans isomerase activity. The coding region runs from base 1 to 636 and encodes 211 amino acids. Gene Ontology annotation, biological process: protein folding; protein peptidyl-prolyl isomerization. The record is from RefSeq and is a predicted model, not a curated record.
AUGGCUUUUUCUUCGAACCUCCUCAAGUCCAACCACUUCUCAACCAAACCCCUCAUCAACAACUCCUUUCGAUUCAAUCCAACUACUACUCAUCGACGAGCCUUCCACAACUCUACGCCCAAGAUGACUAUCAAGUGCUACUUCGACGUCGCCUGGACCGACCCCAAGAGCAACCAGGCUCAGAACGGCCGCAUCAACUUCAACGUCUACGACGAUGUCGUCCCCAAGACUGCUGAGAACUUCCGUGCCCUCUGCACCGGCGAGAAGGGCUUCGGCUACUCGGGCAGCAAGUUCCACCGUGUGAUUCCGGACUUCAUGCUUCAGGGAGGCGACUUCACUCGUGGUAACGGCACGGGCGGCAAGUCCAUCUACGGCGAGAAGUUCGCGGACGAGAACUUCCAGCUCAAGCACUCCAAGCCCUUCCUCCUCAGCAUGGCCAACGCCGGGCCCAACACCAACGGCUCCCAGUUCUUCAUCACCACCGUCGUCACCUCCUGGCUCGACGGGCGCCACGUCGUCUUCGGCGAGGUCGCGGACGAUGAAUCGAAGAAGAUUGUCAAGGCGAUCGAGGGGCUGGGCUCUAGCAGCGGCAGCACCAAGGGCAGCCCGAUGAUCUCGGCUUCCGGCCAGUCCUAG